Molecule: messenger RNA, 1395 nt
Organism: Balaenoptera ricei (Rice's whale)
Lineage: Eukaryota; Metazoa; Chordata; Mammalia; Artiodactyla; Balaenopteridae
Gene: TMEM276
Product: transmembrane protein 276
Exons: 2
Coding region: 512-1090 (192 amino acids)
Source: RefSeq, a predicted model, not a curated record
CUCCUCUCGUUGGUUGGCGCGGGACCGUCGCACACCCGGCGCGGGAGGCGGAGCGGCAGCCAGAGGGCGGCGCGGUGGGCUGAUUUGGGUCUCUCGCUCGCCGCUGCGCCGGGGUCGCGCAGCUCAGCGGUCUCUGAGUGCUUGCGCCGUCGCUCUUUCCGGGCCGGGUUCCGAGGACGGCGCCUCCCCGAGCGCAGGGCCCUGCGCCCCUCUCCCCCAGGCCCUGCGCCGACUUGGGUUCCAGGACGCCAGAGCUAACGCCCACCCAGUCCAGGCCCCGCACCGUCUUUUCCCGGCGGAUAUAGGUUCUUCUUCCCCAACGUUGUGUCCAGUGGCCUCAGGGCUCCUGCGAGUUUCGGAUGAGCCCAUAACAAUAUUUAGAAAUGGGGUUCUGGAACCUGGGAAUUCUGGAGAGACACCCCUAGGGCCCCUUGUCGCCGGCUUCUACGUUCUUCUCCAAAGUUGAGGAUCCCUUUCCCAUUCCCUCAAACUCACUACCGCCCGAGGUGUCAUGGCCCCCAGGCCAGGGCGCGAGUGGAGCUCCGCCCUGUCCCACCUGGCGCUGGGAUCAGUGUCUCUGCAUGCAGCCCUGAGCACUGCCCAGGCAAAUCGAGGGGCCGCUGCUGGCUUCCUGCUCCAGGCCCUGGCUGCUGCCACCAUGCUGGCCCCAGGGCUGGGCACAGAUGAAGACUGUCUUGCUGGAGCCUGGGUGGCCACUGUCAUUGGCCUGCCUCUCCUGGCCUUCGAUUUCCACUGGGUGAAUGGGGACUGCUCUUCCGCCAACCUGCUCCUGGGAGGAGGCAUGGUGCUGGCAGUGGCUGGUGAGCACCUUGGUGCUGAGGGCCGCUCUGUGGCUGGGCAGGCAGUGGUGCUGGUGGUCGCAGUGACCAUCCUCAUUGUGGCUGUUUUCACGACCAACACUUAUGGAAUGUGGGGGGGGGUGAUGCUCGGCGCCGCAGGCCUCCUGAGCCGGUUGGAGGAGGACAGACUGCUGCUGCUGCCGAAGGAGGACGUCUGUCGCUGGGCCCUGGCCGGAGGCAGCUGGGCCUACCACCGGGCCCUGCACACACAGCGCCUGCAGUGGGGGUGAUGGUUGGGGACGGCAAGGCGAGGCUUCUGCCCUGGCUAUCACCUUCCCCUCAUAGGCCUGCUCCUAGGGCCUCCUCCUCUAGGGAGAGACUCUCCUUCCACCGAAGCCAGCUUGCGGCAGAGUGACUGGUCAGGGGGCAGAGUCUGGGCACUAUCUCCUUCUCUAGCGCAGUGUGAAGACUUGCCUAGACCAAAAUGAGGGGGACUGGGUCCCGGGCAUGUUUUGGGGCCUGAUUCUGGGCAGGCCAUAGUUGUGGAUCCAGAGAGAGGCUUGGUCUCCAAUAAACCUUAGGGAUUUAGCAGGAA